Molecule: messenger RNA, 948 nt
Organism: Nannospalax galili (Upper Galilee mountains blind mole rat)
Lineage: Eukaryota; Metazoa; Chordata; Mammalia; Rodentia; Spalacidae
Product: olfactory receptor 8K3-like
Exons: 1
Coding region: 1-948 (315 amino acids)
Biological process (GO): G protein-coupled receptor signaling pathway; sensory perception of smell
Cellular component (GO): membrane
Molecular function (GO): olfactory receptor activity; G protein-coupled receptor activity; odorant binding
Source: RefSeq, a predicted model, not a curated record
AUGGAUACAUACAAUCUAACUGAGCUGAAAGAAUUCAUUCUAAUGGGAAUCACAGACAUCCCUGAGCUUCAGGCCCCUUUAUUUGGGCUUUUUCUCAUUGUAUACUUGGUUGCCUUGUUGGGAAACUUGGGUUUGAUCAUCCUUACCAAAACAGAUUCCAGGCUGCAGACACCCAUGUACUUUUUCCUCAGACACCUGUCUUUUACUGAUCUUGGUUAUUCAACAGCUGUGGGACCCAAAAUGUUAAUAAAUUUCGUUGUUGAUCGACCCACCAUUUCCUACAGUUGGUGUUCUAUCCAGCUCACCUUCUUCAGCCUGUUUAUCACUACUGAAGUUUUCAUUCUCUCAGCAAUGGCCUAUGAUCGCUAUGUAGCCAUCUGUCACCCGCUGAUGUACAUGACCAUCAUGUCUCAAAGGUUGUGCCACGUGCUGGUGGCAGCACCUUAUCUCUACAGUAUAUUUUUAUCUUUACUGACAAUUAUUAAAAUUUUUAUUUCAUCCUUUUGUGGCCAUAAUGCCAUCAGGCAUUUCUACUGUGAUAGCCUGCCAUUGAUAUCUUUGCUAUGCUCAGACACACAUGAAAUUAAACUGAUCAUUCUAAUAUUUGCAACUUUUAAUUUGGUUUCUUCUCUUCUGGUAGUUUCUGUGUCCUACAUUCUUAUCCUUGUGGCCAUCCUCAAGAUGAACUCUGCCGCAGGAAGGCACAAGGCGUUCUCCACUUGUGGAUCCCACUUGACAGUGAUAGUCAUAUUCUAUGGGACUCUUUUCUUUAUGUAUGUGCAACCCAAGUCCAGUCACACAUUUGAGACUGGUAAAAUGGCCUCUGUGUUCUAUACCUUGGUUAUUCCUAUGUUGAAUCCCAUGAUCUACAGUUUGAGGAACAAAGAAGUAAAACAGGCCUUGCAUAGAAAGUGGAAACUGUGUGCAAAUAUUCUGAUUAAAUUGUAA